Hyalella azteca is the source of this 3788-nucleotide messenger RNA. Its product is annotated as facilitated trehalose transporter Tret1-like. The transcript has 5 exons. Gene Ontology annotation, cellular component: membrane. Gene Ontology annotation, molecular function: transmembrane transporter activity. Gene Ontology annotation, biological process: transmembrane transport. NCBI's taxonomy places the organism in Eukaryota, Metazoa, Arthropoda, Malacostraca, Amphipoda, Hyalellidae. The coding region runs from base 374 to 1819 and encodes 481 amino acids. The record is from RefSeq and is a predicted model, not a curated record.
GCUGCUGUGAGGUGAGGGUGUGUCGCAUCACACCUCUGUGAACUCUGACUGGGUUGAUCAACGUGAAGAAAUUAGAACAAUAACAGAAGUGCAGUGUUAUAGUGUACCUACUUCAUGAAUUAAAUAACGUGGAUUCAUGUUUAUCAAUGGAGUUGCUCAGUAGAGGCGAGUGACGCGACUCGCUUUCACUGGGCUGUAGUCCCUCGAGUUCAGGGCGUGCGUCUCAGUAUUCCAUACCUCAGGUCCUGAGCAACUGACCUGAGAGGUCAACGAGAACACAAGCCUGCCAAAUUCAUCUUGAAAAUAUCGAACGUAAUCGAAACGUUGCUGUUAACACCGCAGUGCACAAGCCAGAGCCAUCUUAUGAGCCGGGAUGGGGAGCUCCACGCUUGACCUCAUCUACGGCCGAAGUCCUCACAUGAUGACGCAGCAGGUCAUCGCAACGAUCAUCGUCGCUUUUGGUCCACUGGCGACGGGCUUAGGCAAAGGCUACUCCUCGCCCGCCGUGGUCUCCAUGCAGGACGCCACGUCCCACAAUUCGACCAUGGCCUUCGUCAUCAACGAUGACCAGGGAUCGUGGGUAGCUUCCCUGUCACUUCUGGGUGCCUUUUUUGGUGGAGUCCCUGGAGGCCUAGCGAUGAAGUUUGGCCGCCAGAAGAUCCUUUUAAUCGUUUCUCUGCCAUUUUGCUUGUCUUGGAUGUUGACCGUGUUUGCCAACAAUGUUUACAUGGUGUACGCUUCAGCUUUCCUGUGUGGUGUUUGCUCGGCCAUUAUAUCGUUAGUGACGCCUGUAUACAUUAGUGAAAUAGCUCACCCUGACAUUAGGGGUUGCCUGUGCUCGGUAGCCAAGCUAGCAGCCAACGUUGGGAUGCUCUCUUCCUUUGUUAUCGGCAGUUACGUAAACUGGCGCCAGCUGGCCAUGAUCGUCGCGAUCGCUCCUGGAGUUCUAUUUGUCCUAGUUUGGGCUAUCCCUGAAACUCCAAGCUAUCUCAUGUACAAAGAAAAGAACAUCGAGGCCGAACAGUCUUACGGCUGGCUCAAUCCUGGCCAAGACGUCACUCAAGAAAUUCAGACAAUGAAAGACAACAUCGAUGAUAUGAAAGGCGAGAACGGCAUGUCUUGCUACAACGAGUGGAGGCGUGAUUUGAUAAGACCUGUUCUCAUUACAUGCGGCCUCAUGGUCUUCCAGAAGUUCAGCGGUGCCAAUGCCUUCAACUUUUACGCAGUUUCAAUCUUAGGGAAAGCUUUCGUCGGGAUCAAUCCCUACACCGCAGCUGUGGUGGUGGUACUAGUGCAGAUAAUUGCAGGCACGGUAUCAUCCUUUUUAAUUGACGUCGUAGGUCGCCUGCCUCUGCUCAUAGUGUCCAACGUAUUCAUGACGAUUGCGCUGGCUGGCUUUGGCACUUUUCUCUAUUGGGUCGACGGAGCAGAGAUUGGCGGUGCAUGGGACUGGGUUCCAUUUACUUGCGCUUUGAUAUUCCAAGUAGCUUUUGCUGUUGGAAUUUCACCAAUCUCUUGGCUUUACAUCGGAGAGCUUUUCCCUCUGAAGCAUAGAGGCCUCGGAGCAAUAGCCAACUCGGUGAGUUACGUUUGCUCCUUUGUGAGCGUGAAAACCUUUGCGGAUUUUCGCAGAUAUUUGGGUCUUCACGGAGCUUUCUGGCUGUACGCAGCCAUUAGCCUUGUCGGUUUGCUAUUCACAAUAAUUUUUGUCCCAGAAACGAAAGGCAAAAAUCUUGACGAAAUGCAGAAGAAGUAUACUCCUCAAGAAAAGUACACACCCAUUCGUGAGCACGAGAUAGAGAACAGGCUUAUUCCUUGAAUGUAAAGAUAUGUUCUUGCCUCGCUUGCAUCUUGGAAUUUCAGCUGCAAGAAUUAUAACUCCAUGAUAUAUAUUGAACGGGUACAACGGCGGGUGUCUUGACCUCUCCUCCAGUAUAUUAGCUGGCUUGCCAUGGCAUUAUUAUAACGUUGACUGCCUCUUUUAUUGAAUAGUCAUGAUUAUUAUUAGAUUGAGAAUUAUUCUGUAUAUAUUGGUCCUGAUGUCCUUUUAGAGUUACCAAAUAUUAGAGAUAGUUCUGUUCUUAUAGGGUGCAACGUAGAUAGACUUAUUAAAUUUUGGUGGUUUUAUUAUUCAUUAAAAAUUUGUUUGACAUUUACUUCAAGUAAAGAAAUCUGGGAAUUCAUUGUAUGACAGAUAAAUUUUUCAAUUAUUUUGCCUCAUCUGAGCGGAAGAUGAAUUUAUUUCCAUGUUGCUUUGGAGUUUCUAACUUUCAGUGACGUCUUUGUUUUGACUUGUGUUUUAUAUAUACGAUAUGGCAAGAUGAACAGCAAGGGUUCGGAUUGGUGAAUUCUUAUGUUUAUACGCACUGCUGCAUAUGUAGCAGACAACUUAAACGAUUUCAAAGAGUUAUCUUGAAAAAUGUUUGUUCUUUGGGCGCCUCUUCACCUUCUGAUCGACAUGGACAAGGUUUCAUGCUUCAUUAGACAUGGCGUCAACCCAUCACUUUUUCUUUGAGCGGAGCUGUAGCUUUUCUAGUUUAAAAUAUAUACCAAUUAUGACACCAAUUUAUUUUUCUACGACAUUACAUACAGUUUAUCGUAAUGCGCGGUUAUGGCUUCAAUUUCAUAGUUUGUAAAUCAAAGUACAUCAGAAAUAUCUCUUGGAAAUGAGAUUUAUUUCAACAAUCCUCAUGCCAGAGCAAAGUGCGCUUGACAAGCACCUUUAACGCAGAUACCAUGUCAUCAUCAACUCUUUUUAUGACCGUGAUUAUAUCUGAUCUAUUAUUUCACAUCUGAUUAUUAUUUGUCCAGUGUGUAGAAAACGUGGUAAUCGUAAAUUUAAGGUGGAAAAGAACUAUUAGUAAAUCGCCAAGGAGAAAUUUUAGUCGGAAAUCGUCAUAAUUUUCACAAUCCUGGAAAGAAUCCCGGCCGCAAAUUUGUAGAUGGAAAGAAAAAUCAUUCAAAAUUCUAUUUCAACUCAUGCUCCUUGCAAAUUUUCCUGACACUUCUGACAAAUAUAAUUAUAAAUAUUAAUAGUGAUGGAUACCUUACGUGAAUCAUUCGGAGAUACAAUUAUUAUUUUGAUCCAGCAUCUGUACAAAGUUAAUGACGGCUGAAAAUUGAAUUAAUCAUAAUAUUCUCUAAUUAAGUACAAAUUUUAAAUGUUGAAAUAGCACCUGCGUUUUUUUCAGUUGCCUUAAAUGAGAUGCUUGCACACAUUAUUCAGUCCUUACUUCUGUUCGUUAGUGAUUUUACCUUAUUAGUUACUAGUAUUUUAAGCUAAAUUCAUAUUCCUGCACAUAAAAUUUCAUGCAAAUCUGCUGACGUUGACCUAUUCUUCCAUUAUUGCUAUUCUUGUCUGGUUCGAAAAUUACAAAAAAUGUUCCAUGCAUAAUAAAUAAUUCGCUCAAGUUGAUCUAGCAAUAAUACCCCACGUUGUCGUAAAAUUAUGAUAUGUAAAAUAAUUUAUUAGAUGCAGCCACAUUUUGAAAAUAAAUUACAUUUCACAGCUUGAGAAAGAUUACCACAAAUACAAUAAUGAGUAUACACUUCGAUAAAGAACAAGUAGGUAUAAUCAAAUCAUAUGUUUACCCAUUUAUGAAUACAUUGCCCUUCAAUUGUUGUUUUUGUAAUUAUUGUACAUAAAAUAAAAGUAUUCAUCAUCUGUAUAUUUUGUUGUAAGUCGUAAAUGUGAUAUAGUUCUAUGUUAUAGAUUUACAUUAACUAGUCCUGUUCUGACUUUUGUACUCAAAACGUGAAAUGCUGAUUUUGAAUAAACAGCAUCCACA